UAAUGUCUUUAUAUUCUCAACAGGUUAUGGUAAGAGCCUAUGUUACCAGUAUCCAGCUGUGUAUUGUAACGGACUCUCGUUAGUGAUAUCACCUUUAAUAUCACUAAUGGAGGACCAAGUGACACAACUCAAUGUUAGAAAUAUUCCUUCAUGUUUUCUUGGAUCAGCUCAAUUUGAUGAAGCAGCUGCUAAGAAGAACAUCCUCAGUGGUAAUAUUCGUGUCUUGUUUAUCACUCCAGAAUAUGCUGACCGCGGCAAUAAAUUCUUCAUUGAAGUCUGUGAGAAAGUUGGUAUUACACUGGUAGCAAUAGAUGAGGCUCAUUGUGUCUCUCAGUGGGGUCAUGACUUCAGAGACAGUUACAGGAGACUGGGGAACAUCAGGCAACACAUUCCUAAUGUUCCAUUACUGGCACUAACAGCUACAGCUACCCCAGCUGUUAGGAAGGACAUCAUCAGCUCAUUGAGACUGACUAACCCACUCAUGGUCACCACCAGCUUUGACAGGCCUAAUUUAUAUAUUGAGAUUAAUCCCAAAUCAGGUUUACCUUCUGAAGACUUCAAACCGUUGCUAUUAGCAACCAAAGACCCAGCGACUAACAGGACAGUCCACAGUUUUGAAGGCCCCACUAUAGUUUAUUGUCGUAAGAAAGCAGUUACAGAAGAGAUCACCUCAGUAUUGAAAAGUAUGGGUGUGUCCUGUGGUACCUAUCAUGCUGAUAUACCACUGAAGGAGAGGAAGGAGGUACAUCAUAAGUUCCUGAGAGAUGAACUACAGUGUGUUGUUGCCACCAUUGCCUUUGGUAUGGGCAUUGAUAAGCCUGAUGUGAGGUUAAUAAUACAUUAUUCAGCUCCACAAGAUAUUGAAUGUUAUUAUCAGGAAAUAGGACGAGCUGGAAGAGAUGGUUCUCCCAGCAAGUGCUACAUGUUUUAUUCAGACAGUGACUUCAAUUUGAACCGGCUCUUCCUAAAGGACAUCAGUGAUUCAUUGUUUCUGGAACACAAACAGAAAAUGUUGAGGAAACUGAUGACACUCCUGAGCUCAUCAGAAUGCAGGAGAAAAUUGCUGUUGGAGCACUUCAGUAAGAACCUUUCCACUGACAUUGGAGGUCAUAAAGACUGCUGUGAUAACUGUAGGAGAUUUUUACGAGGUGAUAUUCAAAUUAAAACAAAUUAUUCAAAAGAUGCCAAACUGUUGAUGGACGUGAUUAAAGCUUUGAGAAAUGAUUAUGGCAUUACAAUGACAGUAUCAAUUUUAAGAGGAUCAAAAGCACAAAAGAUUCCAAAGUACAUUUUGAAGCAUUCAGUUCAUGGGAAAGGAUUACAUCAUUCUGAGAAAUGGUGGAAGUCAUUUGCUGGUGUUCUUAUUUCUGGUCAUUACUUAAGAGAAGAAUCCGUUCCUCAUGGUUUUGGUAGUACAGUAUCUUUAUGGAGUAACUAUAUUCAUUUAUAUAAUUUUUUAUUUGUUUGUUAAGUUAAAGGGAGCAGGUGGUAUGAUAGGUUUGAAUCUGAUCCAGAUGGUACAACAAUUGAUGUAAUACCAACCAAUGACAUGAUAGCGUACGAUAAACAACAACAACAACAAAAUUCAAUAAUUCCUUCAAGUCUUAAUCCAAAAUAUACCUCGUCAGCAGCAGACAUGUUUAUAGCCAGCAGUGAUUCCUUAUUGAUUAUUCCAUUGAAAGAUGAUCCUUCAAGUUACAAUGUAUUAUUAGUUAACAUGAAGAAUAUGGGCGGGGCAGUGGGUGGAGCUAAUGUCCCAAUUAAAGACAAAGAGACAGAAGCUUUGGAGAGUGCACUGUAUGAGGAGCUGGUCAGUUAUAGAAACCAAAUGGCUCAUGAAACUGACAUACCUCCUUUCAUGAUAGCGUCUAAUAAACUACUGGGUAAUCUGUCUUUAUCUCGUCCCACUGCUGAGGAAUCAUUGCGAUUGAUUGAUGGAGUCUCUCAACAAUUUAUUACCAAAUUUGGAAUGAAAUUACUAACAAAAAUAAAAGAAUAUUGUACAGCUCAUCCAACCCUCAGGACUGACACUGAACUGAGCAAAGGAAGAGAAGAUACUGACACUGAUACUGGGGAGAUACAAGUCGCCAUAAAGGUUCGUAAGUCCAUCAUUGGUCCAAUAAGUGAAAAGAAUGGAUCCUAUUAUGAUUCAUAUACACGGGAAGGACUCAGUGUAGAGGAGAUAGCUUCAAGACGUGGUGUUCAAGCCCAGACUGUCAUGGGACACUUAGUGGAUUGUUAUGAAGCUGGAUACAUGCUCAACUAUAGGGAAUUGGGGUUCACUGAAGAGAUUGAGAGGCUCAUUACUGACACUAUAAGGAGGCCUCCUAUAUCUUCAGACGUAGGAAGAUUAAAGCCGAUUAAAGAACAGUUACCAGAACACAUUGAGUACUGGCAGAUAAAAAUGGCAAUAGCACUACUGAUGGUGACCAGUGGAUUCAUUAGAAAUAAACUAACUACAACACCAUCACUGACAUCACCUACUUUGUCAUCAGGUUCUUCUGGUACAGAUAGUAAGAGAUCAUUACCAAACACUUUUAAAAGGAGCCACUCCUACAGCAGCAGCAGUGGUGGGUAUGGUAGAGGAUACUACACUGGGUCUAAGAAGAAAGCAAGAAAGUUCUUUUGAACUAAUUCUACAACUAAAGAACACUUCAUUUAUCUGCUACUAUUAAUGCCCUUGUAUCAUUUACACAUUCAUUAAUUGUUGGAAUUAUUGUACUUUCAUUUAUUGUCCUUUUGUAAAAGUUUUAAAAACAGGUCAGUAAUGAUUCUUUAUCCAAAUU
Molecule: messenger RNA, 2786 nt
Organism: Amphimedon queenslandica
Lineage: Eukaryota; Metazoa; Porifera; Demospongiae; Haplosclerida; Niphatidae
Product: Werner syndrome ATP-dependent helicase homolog
Exons: 27
Biological process (GO): telomere maintenance; DNA replication; double-strand break repair via homologous recombination
Cellular component (GO): nucleus; chromosome; nucleoplasm
Molecular function (GO): nucleic acid binding; four-way junction helicase activity; 3'-5' DNA helicase activity
Source: RefSeq, a predicted model, not a curated record